AUGACUCCAGUCAAAAAAAGGGCCACUAACUACUCCUUUAAAGAAGAGAAAACUUUGCAUGCUCUAGUUAAAAAAAAAAAUGCUUCAACUAUUGAGUGCAAAAAAACAGAUGUGAACUCAAAUCAACUAAAAGCAGCCUCCUAUGAAAAAUUAGAGAUAGAAUUUAACAGCGUUUGUGGUGAAUGUUAUCGAUUACCCAAAACUCUUCUUAGUAGGUACGAAAACAUAAAAAAAACGAAAAAGACGUGUUAG
Macrosiphum euphorbiae (potato aphid) is the source of this 252-nucleotide messenger RNA. The record is from the annotation of a GenBank genome assembly. NCBI's taxonomy places the organism in Eukaryota, Metazoa, Arthropoda, Insecta, Hemiptera, Aphididae.